Molecule: messenger RNA, 445 nt
Organism: Acanthoscelides obtectus
Lineage: Eukaryota; Metazoa; Arthropoda; Insecta; Coleoptera; Chrysomelidae
Source: the annotation of a GenBank genome assembly
CGUCAAACUCCAAUUGCUGCAAUAUGUAUGUCUAUAGACAUAAGGGGCAAACUGAUGAGGCGUUCUUGUGACAUGGACGUUCUUGAUUCAUUUUUUGUUCUCUUCAACUUUGAAAAAGACCGCUCUUCGCUGCAGUUAGUGACCAUUAGACACAGAAAAAUUCUUGUUGCAAUUUCCACAUUUGGGAAUGUUCCUUCCAGUUUGUUCCUUCUCAGGAGGCUAUGCAAGGCCGGAAUACUUUCAGCCGAUUCAUUUUUCAAGGUCAGCAGAUAAUGUGCCAAAUGUGAACAGUUCUCAGUUCAGCUUAAAUAAUAUAUUCUGCAUCAAUACAGUUGGAGUUAUAACGACUAGAUGGCACUGUUAGCGACUACUUUUAUGAAUAACAAGUGUAGUGGUCUAUGUGAUAGCUAGAUGGCGCAACACAUUGCAUAUAAGCAUAUGGCUU